Molecule: messenger RNA, 1124 nt
Organism: Musa acuminata AAA Group (dessert banana)
Lineage: Eukaryota; Viridiplantae; Streptophyta; Magnoliopsida; Zingiberales; Musaceae
Product: peroxidase 47
Exons: 4
Coding region: 46-999 (317 amino acids)
Biological process (GO): response to oxidative stress; hydrogen peroxide catabolic process
Molecular function (GO): heme binding; peroxidase activity
Source: RefSeq, a predicted model, not a curated record
ACCUGCAGUAGAUCCUUAAGAGUUAACAGAUCCAAAGCAUAGAAGAUGGUUGCUUCCUACGUGGUGGUGUUGUUCCUGCUAAUUGAGCUGCUCAUCAGUGGUGCAGAGGCUUUAAGUAUGGAUUACUACAUGAUGAGCUGCCCUUUCAUGGAUCAAAUAGUGAGGAACACAGUGAAUCAAGCUCUGAGACAGGAUCCCACUCUGGCUGCGGGGCUUCUGAGACUGCACUUCCAUGACUGUUUCGUCCAGGGAUGUGAUGCGUCCGUUCUCAUCGAUUCCACGGAGGAUAACACUGCAGAGAAGGACUCUCCUGCAAACCUAAGUUUACGUGGCUAUGAGGUCAUAGACACGGCAAAGAAAUCCAUCGAGGAUCAAUGUCCGGGAGUCGUCUCAUGUGCCGAUAUCGUCGCAGUGGCAGCUAGAGAUGCCGUUUUCUGGGCUGGUGGCCCCUUCUAUGAGAUCUCGAAAGGGAGAAAGGAUGGGAGAAGGUCCAAAAUAGAAGACACGGUCAACCUUCCUGCCCCCACCCUCAACAGCACAGCCCUCAUCAAGGUGUUUGAUCAGCAUGGGUUUGAUGCACGGGAGCUGGUGGCUUUGUCUGGUGCGCACACUCUGGGCGUUGCGAGGUGUGCGUCGUUCAAGAACCGGCUGAGCAACUUCGACUCCGCCAACGACGUCGACCCGACGCUGGACUCGAGCUUCUCGAGGACGCUGUCGAGAGCGUGCAGCGCCGGCGACGACACGCAGGUGCCGUUCGACAGGACCAGGAACUCCUUCGACACCGGCUACUUCAACGCGCUGCAGAGAGGCAUGGGGCUGCUCUCCUCCGACCAAACCCUGUUCACCGACCCUCGCACGCGGCCCGUCGUCAGCGGCUACGCCGCCAACGUGGCCAUGUUCUUCCUCGACUUCCAGCAGGCCGUCAUCAAGAUGGGCUUGCUUGAUGUCAAAGAUGGCAGCCAAGGAGAGGUUCGGCUCCACUGCCGCAGGGUCAACUGAUGCGACUGCCUGAGUUCAUGUAACCUUGAGCUGUAGCUGUGUUUGAAUACUGUAGUAUGAGCGGAAGUUAUCUGCAUCAAGCUAUACUACAGAUAGAGACUUACGUAUCAUACAUGCUGUUCUGU